CCAUAUUUAUGUUUUUGAGCAUCACACUUAUUUCAAACUCCGCGCGCACUGCCAUCGGUGCCCAGCCCUGAAGUCCGCCAGCCCUGCUCUUCUCGUCAAAAACAGCUGACUCUGUGUCGCUGAUACGUGCGUGGUUGAUAGAAUUACAUAAAUUUGGAGACACUGACGCGAUAUUGCCCGGCCUUCAUCACUGAUCGAACGACCUGCGAAAUAUCCUUGUAGCAACCAAACCCGUCAUCAUGUUCAGACUUGCUGCCCUUGCGCGGGAUCGUGCCUGCCUCUUCACGUGGCAACAGGCGUCGCAGAAUCUGCAACAGCCGCAGCCUCGUUUUUAUAGUGCGCCUGGACGCAAGACCGGCUUCUUUUCGCAAUUAAUCGACAAUGUGCGAAGUGAGAUGGACAAGAGCAAGGAGAUCAAGGACAACAUCCGCAAGUUUCGGGAGGAGGCACAGAAGCUGGAAGAGUCCGAUGCUCUGAAGUCGGCGCGGCAAAAGUUCAACAUUGUCGAGUCGGAGGCGCAAAAGUCGUCGAGUAAGCUGAAAGAACAGCUGGAUGCCUUCAAAGACAAGAUGGGCGACGUAAUCGACGACGCCUCCAAGUCGGACCUGGCCAAAAAGGUCUCGGAGGAACUUUCCAAGAAGGCCAAGGGCGUCAGCGAUACGAUCUCGGAUACCAGCGGCAAGCUGGGCCAGUCGGGUGCCUUCCAAGCCAUCUCCGAUACGACGCGAAUCAUCAAGAAGGAGAUGGACCUCACGAGCAUAGACAAUCGAGUGUAUCGUUCACCAGCGAAGUUGCGAAAGCGUGUUCAAGUGGAAAUGUCCGAAAGUAGUCGUACUUUUGAGCCGAAUACGGAGGCAACAGGCGUGGAACUGCACAAGGACUCAAAGUUUAGCCAGUCGUGGGAGGACUUCAAGAACAACAAUGCCUAUGUGCACAAAGUACUCGACUGGAAGAUGAAGUACGAGGAGUCUGAGAACCCCAUGAUCCGUGCUUCCCGCCUGCUGACCGAAAAAGUCUCGGACGUGAUGGGUGGUCUCUUCUCCAAAACGGAGCUGUCCGAGACGAUGACCGAGUUGGUUAAGAUCGACCCUGCCUUCGACCAGAAGCAGUUUCUGCGUGAUUGUGAAACUGAUAUCAUUCCCAACGUUCUGGAGGCGAUUGUGCGUGGCGACCUGGAAAUACUGAAGGACUGGUGCUUUGAGAGCACGUAUAACAUCAUUGCCACGCCCAUAACGCAGGCGAAAAAGUCUGGCCUUUACCUAGACUCCAAGAUCCUGGACAUUGAGGACAUUGACCUGGCCAUGGGCAAGGUCAUGGACCAGGGACCCGUGCUGAUCAUCACGUUCCAGGCGCAGCAGAUCAUGUGUGUGAGGGACCCGAAGGGCAAAGUUGUCGAGGGCGAUCCCGAGAAGGUGAUGCGAGUGGCCUACGUGUGGGUGCUCUGCCGCGACCGAGAAGAACUCAACCCCAAGGCCGCCUGGCGGCUCUUGGAGAUCUCGGCCAACGUCAGGGAACAAUUUGUUUAGGCGCACUACUCGCAAUAGACCACUUAGAAGUUUUAAGUUUCUCUUUAACCUGAUCUGAACUACACCCACGGACACUUUCCAUGAACUCGACCCAAAGGACUCCAAAAUUUGUACAGAAUUUUCGCUUUUGAUUACCUCGAAAGUUUUGUUAUCCGCUAGUCGAGUGCGUCCCGUUGGCCUGGAGCUGCUGGUCGGUUUCCUGGCCAUCUGUGAUCCAGCAGUCUGCUGGCCCAGCGGGAUGCACUCAAUGACGUUCACGUUCGGCGGUUAUCCGUCGGCUACGCCUCUCACCGGCCGCCCAUGACCGCCCCUCACCAUAUAUAUAUGUUGUAUAUUUUUGCCUACCAUGUAAGCUGUAUAUUGGUGACUGGCCGUAGACUGGCGCCGUGAUCGGUGCGUGGCGUGGCCGACGGGAUCGCCGUACCAUCGCCUGUGUCUGGAAAACGAUUUAUGCAUCAGGCAUAUAUGAUUAGUGACUGUUAAGACAAAUUGUUGAGUUUAGAGUUUGUUAGGUAUCUUAAGGGCCCUUCAGACCCCCUAUUUGUAAAUACACUGGCCAUCGCGUUGCACGUCCACGAAUGCCUCUUUAAAAAAUUAGAAAAUAAAGCAGAAAAUACGUUUAAUACAAA
Molecule: messenger RNA, 2155 nt
Organism: Drosophila persimilis
Lineage: Eukaryota; Metazoa; Arthropoda; Insecta; Diptera; Drosophilidae
Product: mitochondrial import inner membrane translocase subunit TIM44
Exons: 4
Coding region: 240-1526 (428 amino acids)
Biological process (GO): protein import into mitochondrial matrix
Cellular component (GO): mitochondrial inner membrane
Molecular function (GO): protein-folding chaperone binding
Source: RefSeq, a predicted model, not a curated record